Messenger RNA from Lemur catta (Ring-tailed lemur), 327 nucleotides. RefSeq names its product ANKRD40 C-terminal like (gene ANKRD40CL). The record is from RefSeq and is a predicted model, not a curated record. Lineage: Eukaryota; Metazoa; Chordata; Mammalia; Primates; Lemuridae. Bases 1 to 327 code for a protein of 108 amino acids. The transcript has 2 exons.
AUGCUAGAGCUGGUGCUUAAAGUCAGAAUUCAGAACCCCAAAGAAAAUGACUUCAUUGAAAUUGAACUUAACGGACAAGAGCUGAGUUAUCAAAACCUCCUAAAAGUGAGUUGCUGUGAACUGGGGAUUAACCCAGAGCAAGUGGAGAAGAUCAGAAAGCUACCGAACACAUUGCUCAGAAAGGACAAAGACAUUCGAAGGCUACAGAACUUUCAGGAAGUGGAACUCAUUUUACUGAAAACUGGAAGCACUGAAUUAAUAGAAUACACACCAUCUCUGAUAGAGAAGCCCUGCUACAAUAGCAAUGCCGCAAAAAUGACUUAUUAA